Molecule: messenger RNA, 490 nt
Organism: Trichobilharzia szidati
Lineage: Eukaryota; Metazoa; Platyhelminthes; Trematoda; Strigeidida; Schistosomatidae
Source: the annotation of a GenBank genome assembly
UUUAUCUCUAGAUAAUCAUUUUACUAUCAUGAGUCUUGACUGGACGGUGAGAAAUCCAAAUGGAUGGCAACACUACUCUGCAUUUCCGGAAGACUAUCCUAAAAAGGGUUCACUUCAUUACAAUAUUCCACCAGUAAAACUACUCAAAGAAACAUUAGAAGAUGUAGUUUUUGAACCGAAAUAUUGGCAUGGAUACGUUGGAGCUAAAACAUUUUUCACUCACCAACCGUUACCGUCAACUACAUAUUUCUCUGUUUACGGGGGGACUGCACCUAAAAGGAAUGAUGUGAAUGCAUAUAUACCAAGCACUGGGGACGCAACACGAUAUUCAACGCUAAGUACUCCGCACAAUAUUGUUGCAAUGGCUGAUUUAUACGGAGCGUUUGGUAAAAAUCAACCACACAGACCUCAGGCUCAUCCUAUACAAGUUGAUGCACCAGAUUCACGAUUUUGGCGAUUUGAUGGGAGAAAUCAUACAUUUGCUAAAUAA